CCAAUUUGAGAGAGAGUUAAAGGAGAGGAACCGAUGUUCCCUCUCCAGAAGUGGCAAAGGUGAAGUAAGAGGAACAAGGAAGGGAAGAGACUCUCAUGAGAGCUGACUGCUAUCGAAAUACAAGGGUGUGCUUCACCAUACCAGGGCUCUUUCCUCGAGCUCUCAGUCGUGAUCUAGACGGGUGAUAGGCCGGAGAUCCACCAAGACAUAGGAAGGAUAUUCAAGGGAGUGCGCAACCGAGUGGACCGUCUCUUAGCUUUAAUCUUGGAAUUUGGGAACACAGACACCCGGGAAACAAACUAGCUAUGUCAUCGCCGUUGAUUGAGGACGACAGAUGAUGCAUUCAUUAGAACCACGUACAAUGAGCUCGAAGGCCAUGAUCAAACACGGAGGAUAUGAAAUAAGACCACAAUAAUGCCUACCCAAACGGACGAAUUUGCCCGAGGAGAAAGUGCUGAACGUCUCAAAUAACCCAAUAUCCCAGUCAGCCAAACUUUUCCGACCUUCCCCCUGAGAAGGGUAUGUUUUUGUGGUGAUAAGUUGCGACAUAUCUCUCGACAAAGGCCAUGAUACUCCGGGUGAAACGAUCCAGCCAUAGGCCAGGAUCCGGGCGAUUGAGCGGCCUUGGCAGUCCAGCAGGAAUGACUCCGCCUGUCGUUGGAGCCAUUAACCAACAAGAUUCAAAUUAUGGGCCGAGAUCUUAUUCGGCCGAAUUAAGCCACAAACGUGGCGAGGCCACCCAAACGUACGGAAUGGUCCUGAUGCUUCUUACCUUGGGCUUCUUUGCAACCAUAUUUUGUGCCUGCUGCCUUCGGCGCUUCUUUGAAAAGAAACGAACAGGCAAAGACCAGAAAUCCAAGAAUGGCAAAUCUGGUGUGGACCUCAGGACUGUGCAACUUUUGGGCAAUGCCUACAAAGAAAAGGUCGAUCAAGACACAGAUGAACUUAUCAAGAACGAGGAAGUUGAUCCCAGUACGAAGCCCUCAAAGAAGAAAGUGCUUGGAAGAAUCAACUACAAGGUGGAGUACGACUUUGCAUCCAGCAUUCUAAUCGUGAGCAUCAUCAAAGCUGAGGAUUUGGCCGCUAUGGACAUUGGUGGAACCUCAGAUCCUUACGUGAAAAUCUAUCUCUUGCCUGACCGGAAACGGAAACAAGAGACACGCGUCCACAGAAAGACCCUGAAUCCCACUUUCAAUGAAACUUUCAAGUUUGAGAUAUCAUACGGAGACGUAAUGGGAAAAACUUUGGUUUUCGCAGUCUAUGAUUUCGAUCGCUUUUCCAAGCACGACGCCAUCGGCGAAGUUCGACUUCCAGUUUGUCAAUUAGACUUAGCUUCGACCGCAGACAAGUGGAAAGACUUACAGAGCAUCCAAGGUGAUGGAGUGCUGGGUGAUAUUUGCUUUUCUUUACGUUAUGUGCCAAACUCGGGGAAACUCACCAUCGUGGUCUUGGAGGCGAAGAAUCUCAAGAAAAUGGAUGUCGGGGGACUCUCAGACCCCUACGUGAAGAUUGCUCUGAUGCAAAAUGGCAAACGGUUGAGGAAGAAAAAGACUUCCAUCAAAAAGUGCACUCUCAACCCAUACUACAACGAAUCCUUUUCGUUCGAGGUGCCAUUUGAGCAUAUUCAGAAAGUCCAAUUAUUAGUGACUGUGGUCGAUUACGAUCGUGUAGGUGCUUCAGAACCUAUUGGACAGGUUCUUUUGGGUUGUGACACGAAAGGACCAGAAUUACGACAUUGGUCGGACAUGUUGGCCACUCCCCGACGUCCCGUGGCUCAAUGGCACACGCUCAAGGCCAUUAAAGGCACUGGGAUCCUGGAAUUCCUUCAACGUCACUUAAAUGAUCCUGAGAUCGAAAUGACUCCUCAGGCCAACGAUGUUGAGUGUGAAAAAUCAGUACCGCCUUCCAAACCGGAUCCCGUGUCAGUCACCUCGUUCGUAUAGAUGUUGGAAAAUAUUGCCAUAUCAUGUGAAACCAUAUGUAAUAUCAGUCACAAAGCAUUUGAAACAUAUCUCAGAGAAAUGCCGCUACAAAUAUAUACUACAUGCGAAGGAGCAAAUUAGGGGCGUUUUGACAACUUUUAUGAUGUGGAAUAGUUGGGAACGUCAGGAAUGGUGUCAACGCCCACAAAUCUUGGCCAAUUUUGAACAAUAUAUCCACAAGGUGUUAAGUGUUUCUAUCGGAACAGACGGAAAAG
This is a messenger RNA of Tigriopus californicus, 2197 nucleotides long. RefSeq names its product synaptotagmin 1-like. Gene Ontology annotation, cellular component: axon; dense core granule; synaptic vesicle membrane. Bases 567 to 1943 code for a protein of 458 amino acids. Gene Ontology annotation, biological process: regulation of calcium ion-dependent exocytosis; calcium ion-regulated exocytosis of neurotransmitter; synaptic vesicle endocytosis. The record is from RefSeq and is a predicted model, not a curated record. Lineage: Eukaryota; Metazoa; Arthropoda; Copepoda; Harpacticoida; Harpacticidae. Gene Ontology annotation, molecular function: phosphatidylserine binding; calcium-dependent phospholipid binding; clathrin binding. The transcript has 13 exons.